AUGUCUUUCCAAGUCGCCGAUGUUGACAAGAACCUCAUCCACGGGGCAUUUAUUCUGACCCCCAAGCCUGAACAUAUCGAUGAGAUCUGUUUCGAGCUGUCGGAGCUUGCCGAAUGGAUCGAAGCCAACGAGCCCGGCACCCUCGUCUUCUCGAUCGCCCAGGCCCACCCCAUCAGGGAGAUUGGUGGUGAGGGUCCCACGACCAUUGGAGUUACUGUCGUGUUUGCGAACCGAGCUGCUGCCGAGGAACACCGGUCUUCCCCCAAGCUGCAGGCUUUUAUUGCCAAGGGCAAGGAGGAGAACAAGUUGGCUGGUCCCCCUGAGAUCCGGGCUUUGACUCCCAGGGGUGGAUUCCUGCGCAAGCCCCCUCAGUAG
Messenger RNA from Aspergillus japonicus CBS 114.51, 375 nucleotides. Its product is annotated as putative quinol monooxygenase. The record is from RefSeq and is a predicted model, not a curated record. Lineage: Eukaryota; Fungi; Ascomycota; Eurotiomycetes; Eurotiales; Aspergillaceae. The coding region runs from base 1 to 375 and encodes 124 amino acids. The transcript is spliced from 3 exons.